AUGAAGCAAUUGGCUUGGGUCGCAGCUCUCUUCGCGAAUGUGGCCGUGGGCCUCACUCCUGCAGAAUGGCGAACUCAGUCCAUCUAUUUCCUGUUGACUGAUCGAUUUGGCCGAACAGACAAUUCAACCACCGCAACAUGCGACGUCUCAGAUCGGAUUUAUUGUGGAGGCAGCUGGCAAGGAAUUAUCAAUCAACUUGAUUAUAUCCAGGGAAUGGGAUUUACGGCCAUCUGGAUCACACCUGUUACGGAGAACCUCUCCCAAGACACUGGGGAUGGCGAGUCGUACCACGGAUACUGGCAGCAGCAAAUUUACUCUGUCAACACGAACUAUGGCACAGCCGCUGAUCUCUUGGCCUUAUCCGAGGCUUUACACGCUCGGGGUAUGUAUCUGAUGGUGGAUGUUGUGGCAAAUGACAUGGGCUAUGAUGGAAUUGGAUCGGAUGUAGACUAUAGUGUCUUCAAUCCGUUUGAUUCAUCAUCAUAUUUCCAUUCGUAUUGUCUCAUCAGCAACUAUGACAAUCAGACCAAUGUUGAAGAUUGCUGGCUUGGAGAUACUACUGUCUCCUUGCCAGAUCUGAACACAGCCCUCACAUCAGUGCAAACCAUCUGGUACGAUUGGGUCGCAGCCUUGGUUGCAAAUUAUUCUAUCGACGGGCUGCGGAUUGAUACCGUGAAGCAUGUCCAGCAAUCAUUCUGGUCCGAUUACAAUGACGCUGCAGGAGUCUAUUGUGUUGGCGAAGUUGACGACGGAGACCCAGCCUACACCUGCCCCUACCAAGACUAUCUGGAUGGCGUGUUAAACUACCCUGUGUACUACCAACUUCUCUACGCAUUUGAGAGCUCAAGUGGUAGUAUCAGUGAUUUGUACAAUAUGAUUGCAUCAGUCGCCUCUGAUUGUGCCGAUCCUACGCUCCUUGGAAAUUUUAUUGAAAAUCAUGAUAACCCUCGCUUUGCCUACUACACCUCGGACUAUUCUCAGGCUAAGAAUGUGAUCUCCUUUAUCUUCUUGUCUGAUGGCAUUCCAAUUAUCUACGCCGGUCAGGAACAGCACUACGACGGCGGCAAUGAUCCUGACAACCGCGAGGCCACUUGGCUAUCCGGGUACCUUACCACCGCAGAGCUAUAUGAAUGGAUUGCUUCCACAAACAAGAUUCGCAACCUCGCCAUAUCUGCUGAUUCAAUUUACAUCACAACCAUCAACGAUGCGUUUUACCAAGAUAGUAAUACCUUGGCAAUGAAAAAGGGAUCAAGCACUUCUCCGGUUAUCACUGUCCUCUCAAACAAGGGCGCUAGUGGAAGCUCUUAUACCCUCACUCUGAGCGGGAGUGGAUAUUCUUCCGGUGCUGUGCUCACAGAGUUGUACACCUGUACCUCAGUGACAGUGGACUCCAGUGGAGACAUUGCUGUUCCAAUGGUCUCUGGUCUACCUCGUGUCUUCAUGUUGACCUCUCAUCUAUCUGGCAGUGGACUCUGUGGAACAUCCACCUCUACUUCCAGCUCCACCAGCACCACGACUAAGACUACGUCAUCUUCGUCAAGCACGACGUCGGCUACAACUCUCACAACAACGACGAGCAAGACAACCAGCUCCAGUUCCAGCACUAGUACAUGUUCCCAAGCCACCGCAAUAGCGGUACGCUUUGAAGAAAUCAAAACCACUACCUGGGGCGAGAAUAUCUAUAUCUCCGGAUCAAUCAGUGAACUAGGAGAUUGGGACACGUCUGAUGCCGUCGCUCUAUCGGCCACUGAUUACACCUCUUCCAAUCCAUUGUGGUAUGUAGUCGUGACGAUCCCCGUGGGAACAGUCUUCCAAUACAAGUUUAUCGAAGAGACGAGUGGUUCUUCAACGAUCACAUGGGAAAGUGACCCCAAUCGAUCCUACACGGUGCCAACGGGCUGCUCGGGCACAACUGCAACCGUAACAGCAACCUGGAGGUAG
Penicillium verhagenii is the source of this 1941-nucleotide messenger RNA. RefSeq lists its product as uncharacterized. The coding region runs from base 1 to 1941 and encodes 646 amino acids. The transcript is spliced from 9 exons. Gene Ontology annotation, molecular function: calcium ion binding; starch binding; alpha-amylase activity. Gene Ontology annotation, biological process: carbohydrate catabolic process. Lineage: Eukaryota; Fungi; Ascomycota; Eurotiomycetes; Eurotiales; Aspergillaceae. The record is from RefSeq and is a predicted model, not a curated record.